Messenger RNA from Phytophthora sojae, 375 nucleotides. RefSeq lists its product as hypothetical. The annotation marks the transcript as partial. The transcript has a single exon. Lineage: Eukaryota; Oomycota; Peronosporomycetes; Peronosporales; Peronosporaceae. The record is from RefSeq and is a predicted model, not a curated record. Gene Ontology annotation, cellular component: chromosome; nucleus.
AUGGCACAUCCUGACAAAGGCAUUGUCUUUGCGUUGACAAAGCCGAAGGUCGAAGAAAUUGCAAACUAUUUAGAGCGCCAUACGUCCAACGUGGUCGCCCGGUAUCAUAGUGGAAUGACUUUCGAUGAGCGCAAGAAUAAUUUGUCAUUGUGGAAGUCCCCUAACUGCUCGUAUAUUGUUGCGACGUGUGGAUUGGGUCAGGGUGUGGAUUACCCGAACGUUCGAACCGUACUACAUUUUGGACUAGCCUACAGCUUGACCGAUUACGCGCAGGGGACAGGUCGGUCGGGGCCUGAUGGUAAGCCAGCAAAAUGUGUCACCAUAUACAGUGAAACAUACUUCCAGCGCUUUUCGAAGCAUUUGACAGUGGGUUCA